Molecule: messenger RNA, 1225 nt
Organism: Exophiala viscosa
Lineage: Eukaryota; Fungi; Ascomycota; Eurotiomycetes; Chaetothyriales; Herpotrichiellaceae
Product: alpha-1,3-mannosyltransferase
Exons: 1
Coding region: 96-1205 (369 amino acids)
Cellular component (GO): endoplasmic reticulum
Molecular function (GO): dol-P-Man:Man(5)GlcNAc(2)-PP-Dol alpha-1,3-mannosyltransferase activity
Source: RefSeq, a predicted model, not a curated record
UUGGAGGAUCCCAUGUACGUCGAUGCCAAUCGGUAUCUCUGACGAUCCAACUGACAAGGACGCUUACAGACACUGAGAUCGACUGGGCGACCUACAUGGUCCAAGUCCGCAUGUUCUUAGACGGUGAACGAAAUUACGACAAGAUCACAGGGCCAACAGGUCCUCUGGUCUACCCAGCCCUCCAUGUCUACAUAUACACGGCGCUGUACUACCUCACCGACGAAGGCACGAACAUCCUCCGAGCACAAGUCAUCUUCGCAGGACUAUAUCUGGUCACCUUGGCUAUGGUGCUCGCAUGCUACAGACGAGUCGGUGCUCCUCCGUGGCUGUUGGUCCCGCUGGCAUUGAGCAAGAGAAUGCACUCUAUAUUUCUCCUAAGGCUGUUCAAUGACUGUUGGGCCAGCCUCGCAUUAUGGACAUCAAUAUAUCUGCUACAAAGAAGGAAAUGGGAACCUGCUGCAGUUCUGUGGGGAAUCGGACUCGGUGUGAAGAUGACAAUUCUACUAGCUGCCCCGGCUAUAGGAGUCAUCAUCUUGCAAGGAGCAGGGACUAAAGACGGUAUCUUCUGUGGUGUUACCGUCGUUGCUCUGCACAUUCUUCUGGCUGUACCAUUCACCACUUCCGGAGCAGGGUUCCAAUAUCUCCAUCGAGCAUUCGAGUUGACUCGACAGUUUUUGUUCAAAUGGACAGUCAACUGGAGAUUCGUGGGCGAAGAAGUCUUUCUCUCUCGCCAAUUUGCCAUCAGCCUCCUCAUCAUUCAUGUCACCUUACUCCUGCUCUUCUUCCAAGCCAAAUGGAUCAAGCCUAGUGCUUCGAAUCUGCUCGACUUUGCGAAGAAAUGCGUUGAAGGGACGCCGGCAAGUGAGCAUGCGAGUAUCUCGAAGAAAAUCACCCCGACAUUCGUGAUGGACACGAUGCUGGGAAGCAUGGUGAUCGGGAUGCUGUGUGCUCGAAGCUUGCACUACCAAUUCUUCGCGUAUCUUGGAUGGGCCACCCCAUAUCUGUUGUGGAGGGCAGGAGGAGGACCCAUCUGGGUCCUGGUCAACUGGGCUGUUCAGGAGUACUGUUGGCUUGUCUUCCCGAGCACUGACCUGAGCUCUGCAGUGGUGGUUGCUGAGAUGGCAUUGCAGGUCAUGUGUGCACUUGUUGCUCCGCCCGUGGAUCACAUCAGUCCGCCUGCAAAAGUGCAAGCAAGGACUACAUGAGCAUGGAGAGUGCUGCAGAC